AUGGAUGAGAUGAAGGAAAAUAUGAAGAGGACCAACCCCGUAGAGGACUUGGUUCACAGGACUGACUCCCCAUUUGUGCCUCCUAUCAAUGCUCACCCUUUGCCACCGAAGUUCAAGAUGCCUUCCUUAGAUUCAUAUGAUGGGACGCGAGAUCCAUUUGACCACAUUGCCACCUUCAAAACUACUAUGCAUCUUCAAGGGGUUCCGGAUGAAAUAAUGUGCAGAGCUUUCCCUACUACUCUUAAAGGACCCGCACGAGUGUGGUUCAGCAAAAUACCUCCCAGCACGGUAACGUCCUUUGAAGAAUUAAGUAAGUUGUUUGUCAACAACUUCAUCGGAGGACAGAGGCACAAGCGUUCCUCGUCCAGUUUGCUGACCAUAGAACAAGGGGAGAAUGAAAGUUUGCGGUCGUUCAUUACGCGGUUCAAUAGGGAAGCUUUAGCAGUGGACGAGAUGGAUGACAAGCUGCUCCUGGCGGCUUUCCACAAUGGGGUUCACUCUGAUUUGUUCAUCCACAAGCUAUAUGAGCAAGAGCCUCAGACCAUGGCCGAACUCGUCCACUCAGCCCAGAAUUUUAUAAAUGCGGAGGAUGCUAUCAUAGCCAAGAAGAGGAAGAGAAUUGAGAAAAUGGAUGCUAACUCCACUCGUCACUCAGAGCAAGGUCCUCGUCUUAAGAAAGGACGAACGGAAGAUAAAAAGGAUCGUGACAGGAAGGCAGGCCUCUCAGCACGAAGUCAGCAGUAUACGCCAUUGAACAUGCCACUUGAUCAAGUCCUAAUGCAAAUCAAGGAUGAUCCUUCCUUGAAGUGGCCAGAAAAAAUGAAGGGAGAUCCAAAUAAGCGCAAUAGAAACAAGUAUUGUCGCUUCCAUAGAGACCAUGGGCAUGAUACGGAUGAAUGUUUUGAUCUAAAACAGCAGAUUGAGAAUCUUAUAAGGCAGGGGAAGCUAAGAAGUUUCCUAGGACAAGACCACAAGGACGACAAACUCAAGGGAAAAGCUGAAGAGUCGUCACGGCCACCUCUCGGAGAAAUCAGGGUUAUCGUCGGAGGAAGUUCUACAAUCCAGUCGUCCAGGUCCAGGAAAACAUACCUGAAGGUGGUGCAGAGCGUCCAACUCUCUGGACGACCACCUAGAGAUAGGGAUGCGGACGAACAGGCAAUCACAUUCACCGAAGAAGAAGCUGAAAGAAUCCACCAUCCUCAUGACGAUGCUAUUGUCAUUACCUUACUCAUUGCUAACUACACAACCAGAAGGGUACUCGUUGAUAAUGGAAGUUCGGCAGAUAUCCUGUAUCUGCCAGCUUUUCAGCAGAUGAAGUUAGGACGAGACCGUCUUCGUCCGGUGAAUUCUCCGUUAGUAGGUUUUGGUGGGAUGAAGGUGCAGCCCGUGGGUACUGUUACAUUACCAGUGGUAGUUGGGGCAUAUCCACAGCAGGUCACCAAGGACGUGAGUUUCCUGGUAGUAGACUGUUCGUCCUCCUAUAAUGCCAUAAUUGGGAGGCCAACUUUGAAUAGUUGGAAAGCAGUUACGUCCACCUACCAUCUAUCAGUCAAGUUCCCAACAGACUAUGGAGUAGGGCAGGUGCAAGGAGAUCAACUGGCAGCGAGAGAGUGUUACUUGGCUAUGUUGGCCACGGACGAGCAAGUGCAGACCAUGACUAUUGAAGAAAAAAGGGUCGUGGUGGAACCUAUUGAAGUGUUGGAAGAUGUUCCCUUAGACGAAAGGAACCCUGAGAGAUGUACCAGGGUGGGGGCAGAUCUAGAAGGAGGAAUUAAAGAAAACCUUGUCCAGUUUUUGAGGAAGAAUGUAGAUGUGUUUGCUUGGAGUCAUGAGGAUAUGCCUGGAAUAGAUCCUAAUGUCAUCACCCAUCGCCUGAAUGUAUGUCUAUCCUCGAAGCCAAUACGACAAAAGAAAAGGGUGUUUGCUCCUGAGAGAGAAAACGCUAUUAAAGACGAGGUUCAAAAAUUGAUUGCAGCGAAGUUUAUCAGAGAGGUGUACUAUCCGGAUUGGUUGGCCAACGUAGUAAUGGUCAAAAAGGCGAACGGGUACAACCAGAUACGGAUGGACGAGGUUGACCAGGAGAAGACCUCAUUUGUUACUAGUCAGGGCUUGUUCUGUUAUGAAGUAAUGCCCUUUGGAUUGAAAAACGCUGGAGCAACGUAUCAACGAUUGGUCAAUCACAUGUUCCGUCCCCAGAUUGGGCGAAAUGUCGAAGUGUAUGUGGAUGAUAUGUUAGUGAAAAGUUUGGAAGAGGGUAAGCAUUUAGACGACUUGCAAGAAACCUUCAACACACUCAGGCGAUACAGUAUGAAGUUGAACCCCAGUAAAUGUGCUUUCGGAGUGGCUUCGGGAAAAUUUCUUGGAUUCAUGGUCUCACACAGGGGAAUCGAGGCCAAUCCAGAAAAGAUCAAGGCAAUCCUAGAAAUGAAGCCUCCACAGAAUAUUAAAGAAGUUCAAUCUCUCACCGGGCGAGUUGCCGCCCUCAACAGGUUUGUCUCCAAAGCUACUGACAAGUGUUUGCCAUUUUUCAAGGUUCUAAAGAAAGCAUUCGAAUGGACGGACGAGUGCCAAAGAGCCUUCCAAGAUAUGAAGACGUAUCUUGUCAUGCCCCCGCUGCUAAGUCCGUCCGUGGCAGGAGAGGAACUGUUCUUGUACCUGGCGGUGACCCCGCAUGCUGUGAGCUCAGCACUGAUAAGGGAGGAAGCAAAAGUACAAAAGCCAGUGUAUUACACCAGUAGGGCAUUGAGGGGGGCGGAAGGGCGAUAUCCGCUAAUAGAAAAGCUGGCAUUCGCGCUCAUCACGGCUUCCAGGAAGUUAAGACAUUACUUCCAAGCCCAUGUAAUCAAUGUUAUGACAGAUCACCCACUUAAGAAAGCUAUGAACAAGUUGGAAGCCGCAGGACGUCUGAUCCAAUGGGCGGUCGAACUUAGAGAGUUUGAUAUCCGAUACCAACCAAGACAUGCUAUUAAGGCUCAAGCCCUGGCAGACUUUAUUGCGGAGUUCACCCCAAGAUGCAACGAUGAAGUGCAGGAGGAUAAAAAUUGGGUGGUCCAUGUAGAUGGCUCGUCCACACAGCAUGCAGGAGGAAUAGGGGUAGUUUUGCAAUCCCCUGAAGGAGACAAGUUGAAGCAUAGAGUCCGUCUGCAAUAUCGACCAACUAACAAUGAGGUGGAGUAUGAAGCUCUGCUUAAAGGGCUAGAAUUGGCUAAGUCUGUAGAAGCGGAGUCAGUUCUCGUCCUGGGAGACUCUUCGCUAGUAAUGGGCCAAAUAAAUGGGACAUAUGAGGCGAAAGAAGAGUGA
Molecule: messenger RNA, 3300 nt
Organism: Quercus robur (English oak)
Lineage: Eukaryota; Viridiplantae; Streptophyta; Magnoliopsida; Fagales; Fagaceae
Exons: 2
Coding region: 1-3300 (1099 amino acids)
Molecular function (GO): RNA-DNA hybrid ribonuclease activity; nucleic acid binding
Source: RefSeq, a predicted model, not a curated record